UGAUGUCCUUAAACGUGUAAAGUAUUUAAAUAUUACAAAUAACUAAUGUGAAUGAUAAUACCUGACAAAACUAUACCGAAAAUUUAUUAAAUUAUCUAAACGUGUAAAAUUUGGAUUGUCGUUGAAGUUUUUUUAUUUUAUUUUAAAUGUUUUUAACUAAUGAAUAUUUCUCUGCGCAUCACGUUCCUGAGCACGUGGGUAAAUAGUGACACAAAACAUGUGGAAGAAGUGUUAGUUUUUUGAAAUCAGACAUGUGAGUUUUGAUUUUCAAAACAACGAAAAAUAAUACAAAAUGACCACAAUAUCCGUUGAUGUUGAAAGAAAAAAUGGGAAAACUGUCGUUGCCGAUUUUAGCAGUACUGGUAAACUGAAGGGAAAGGCUCAUACAAAACUGCGAUUGGGUCAUUUCUGCAACAGCAACACAAGCAGUUCAAGAAAGAGGUCACAGCAGAUAGUGGUUGGAGAGUCCAACAAAAUUUAUUAUGUUGGGAAAAACUUUGGUGAAGGUGCACAAGGAUUGCAAGGGCAGUGCAAAUACUAUGUUGGUAUUGUAAAUGAAGUUACUGGCAAAAUGAGUGUUUGUGAUGCAGAAAUUUUCAAAAUGCAACCCGUUUUGAAAGAUGGACCUGCUGAGUUAGUUUUUGAUGAAGACCAGUCUAAUAUGAGCUUCAGAGAAAAGGCUGACCUGCUGACAACGGCUUUUGGCAGUGCCAAGCAGAAGAAAGGUGUAACUAGACGUCUGCAGACACAGGUCAAAGGUGACUCGUUUGAAAAAUCACUGACAGCUGCAGCAGAUCGUGCUCUCAAAGAAGGCGGCAGCAAACUACUGGCAGGAAUGAACAAAAAUGUAAAUGAAGUUACCACUAUUCCUCCAUGCAAUCGGGAUGCUGAGUUUCCAGAAUAUGUUUAUAACCUCGAUGAUAUUAUUUCUCCAGGAGAGAUGGAAGCUCUGACAGAUCCUGCGAAAACAUUUUACGACAGCACACAAGAACAGAUCAAACAGUGGGAACAGGCAAAAAGUUGUCCGCAGUUUGUGCUCACACGUCUCGCUUAUCUCCCCCUCAACGAAGAAGCAAGAUGGUGGCAUUCAAAAUGUCUUCUUUUUAUGAAAUAUUUAUGCAGACUUUACCUAGUCAAUGCUAAACAGAUGAACAAAAUAUAUGAAAUAUUUCCUGAUGACUGCCCUGAUAUGGUGAAAACAUCAUUGCUCAACAGAUUUACACUACUAGUAGAAGGGACAAAUAAAAAAAAGCCAGUGAGAUGUAUGUCAGCCUGGGUGAAGGACAAGCUAGCGUACUAUAUCCUUGUUCUUGGUCUCAUCAUUGAUCAUUUCAGCACAGACCUACAGUACUUCCAGAAAGAUCUCAGGAUUGGGCAAAAAAAAUUAUUGAUACUGUACCAGAUGCUUGGCUGUAAAAUCACGAAGCAGAAAGAUCCCAAUGGAGUCCAAUCAAAUGACACCUACAUUGCAACACUUUCUAUUCCACUGCAGCCAAUGUUGGACUACAAAGUGAAAGCUUCAAAAUCAAAGAAAUAUCGCUAGUUUAUGACAAAACAACGGUGCUGAUAAAACCAAACAUUUACUCCCCUUCUUAUGGCAGUGAAAGACUAGUUAAGAGACACUGGCCUCAGUGGCUUCGUGGUUAAGCCAUUGGACAUAAGGCUGGUAGGUACAGGGUUCACAGCCCAGUAUUGGCUCCCACCGAGGAGCAAGUUCUAACGCCUCAGUGGGUAGGUGUAAGACCACUACACCCUGUUCUCUCUCACUAACCAUUAACAAACUAAUCACUAACUCACUGUCCUGGAUAGACAGCUCAGAUAGCUGAGGUGUGCCCAGGACAGCGUGCUUGAACCUUAAUUGAAUAUAAGCACAAAAAUAAGUUAAAAGGAAAAUUAAGAGACAAGCUGAUUUAUGUUGUACCUCAUUUGACAAAUAAAUUAAGAACCUCUUACAGCCUUUGGCAAAAAAAAUUUCAGUAUGCACUUUUUUUAGUUUAGUUUGUUCAGCAUACAUGCCUUCCAUAUGUCCAUUCCUUUAUCCCAUAAAUUAUGUUCUUUUGGUGGACAGGUGCAGGAUGUGGUCCAAUGGCGAAGCACUCACCUGAUCCCCAUCAGUGGUCCCAUCCCAUUGGACUAAUUCUUGUUCUAGCUAGUCUUUUACAAAGGCCCUGCUAUGUUCUAUCGUGUGUGUAGAUUGGUGCAUGUAAAGAUCCCACAACUACAUGUAAUAAAAAAAUUUCAAAGUA
Messenger RNA from Gigantopelta aegis, 2246 nucleotides. RefSeq names its product DNA-directed RNA polymerase I subunit RPA49-like. The record is from RefSeq and is a predicted model, not a curated record. Gene Ontology annotation, biological process: transcription elongation by RNA polymerase I; nucleolar large rRNA transcription by RNA polymerase I; RNA polymerase I preinitiation complex assembly. NCBI's taxonomy places the organism in Eukaryota, Metazoa, Mollusca, Gastropoda, Neomphalida, Peltospiridae. Gene Ontology annotation, molecular function: DNA binding. Bases 293 to 1543 code for a protein of 416 amino acids. The transcript has 12 exons. Gene Ontology annotation, cellular component: RNA polymerase I complex.